AAGGAGGAAUUCGGGGCGAGGGCGGGGCUUGGAGGGGGCGUGGCCUGAAGGGCGUGGCGUGGCGCAAUCCCGGCCUCCCAAGAUGGCGGCGCCCGGAAAACAAUAUGGACUUAUAUUUCCUAAGAAGGCUCAACAGAAAGGACUGGUCAAGCACGCUGUGUUUAUGGAGGACUCCGACGACGAGUCUUCCAUCAGCGAGAGCCUUCAACGGGAAGCCCUAAAGAAGCAAGCAAUGAAACAAACCAAGCUGGAGAUCCAGAGGGCCCUGGCCGAGGACUCCACCGUCUACGAAUACGACAACAUCUAUGAGGACAUCCAGCAGAAGAAGGCGGCCGAGAGCCAGGCCAGCGUCCUGGCGGGCAAAGAGGAAAAAAAGCCCAAAUACAUCCAGAACAUCCUGCAGGCGGCCGAGCUGCGGAAGAAGGAGCAGGAGCGGCGGAUGGAGAAGAAGAUCCAGAAGGAGCGGGAGUCGGAAGGAGACGCCUUCCAAGACAAGGAGGCCUUCGUCACCUCGGCCUACAAGAAGAAGCUGCAGGAAAGAGCCGAGGAGGAGGAGCGGGAGAGAAGGGAGGCGGCAGUGGAAGCCUCCUUGGACGUCACCAAACAGAAGGACCUGAGCGGCUUCUACCGGCACCUGCUGAACCAAACCGUGGGGGAAGAGAAGGCGCCCCACUGCAGCCUUCGGGGGGCCGGGUUCAAAGGAGAAGACCUCACUGAGAAACCAACAGGCUCCCAUCAAGGUCUGGAAAGCAAAACGAGAACUCGCGUUCCUGGGAAGGGAGAGGAGAACCUGGAUGCAGACAGUGACUUGCGAACUGACAGCAGUGACAGUGAGGGAGUCCCGGAGAGAAGUGGCGAGCAGAAGGCUGCCGAGGCAGGCGAUGGGUACCUUCGUGGUCGCCAUUUGAUGCCUCGGCAAAGCGAGAGGGAUUCGAGGUCACCCAGCGAGGAAAGACGCCCGCACUCCCCUCAGGCAGAGAAGCGAGACCGCAGAAGGGACGAGGCUCGCCAGCAUGAUGGAAAGAAUCACCCGAGAAGACACGGAAAGGACGAGCGAAGCAGGACCGAGGGCCAUCAUCGGAGACGAGAGGACCGGCACAGGAAGAAGGAUCGGGAGGAAGAGGAGGAGAAGCAGGAGCACAGGCGAGGAAGAGAAAAGAAGGAACAUCGGUCCAGAGAGAAAGACCAAGAUGAAGAGAGGGAAAAAGGACGGGGAAGGGAUGCAGCCAGCAGGGAAGACAGAGACGAGAAGCCAAAACACGGCUGGAAACGCAGCUUGGGGUCCGUCCCCCAAGAGGAGCCCCAAACUCCAGGGGGAAACCUUCCGAGCCCGGAGAAAUCUCCUCAGUUGACGCACGAGGCUUCGGCCGACAGCGGAGAGACCCUGGAGAAGCCGGCCGAGAAAGUCAACAAAUUUGCUAAGCGCAGUGACCAGGAGACCGUCUCGUCCGCCCGGGACCGCUACCUCGCCCGGCAAAUGGCCCGCAUGGGUAGCAAAACCUACGUGGAAAAAGAGGAAGAUUAGGUGUGGCUACACAGGAGAAAAAUUCGUUGAGAAUCUCAGGGGGCUUUUUGAGCCGAGGUAAGACGGGGGCUAUUUAUUUCAAAUAUUUCUGGAUGCGAGAAGCCAAGAGGCGGACCUCGGAGGGAGCCGAGUCUCGUUUUAGCUUGCCUGUCUUUGAGGCCGGGAGUCUGCUAGGCCGGAGAGCGUUUGCAGGCUUAGCCUGGGCCGAGAGAAAAAAAAAAAACCCUUCAGAGACAUUUCCUCGAGAUUCAAAAAUUUGAGGAAGAAAAGCAUGCAGGUUAUACAAGAUCAGGGACAAUCCAAUGUUUAUUUUUGUUUUGUUUUAAAUGCAGAUGUAAAGAUUAGGAGUUUCUGUUUGGUGUUUUCUUACUUCUGCCUUCCAGAGCCAGCAAAAUAAAGUGAAAAAGAGAACUA
Molecule: messenger RNA, 1939 nt
Organism: Crotalus tigris (Tiger rattlesnake)
Lineage: Eukaryota; Metazoa; Chordata; Lepidosauria; Squamata; Viperidae
Gene: NSRP1
Product: nuclear speckle splicing regulatory protein 1
Exons: 7
Coding region: 83-1525 (480 amino acids)
Biological process (GO): regulation of DNA-templated transcription; regulation of alternative mRNA splicing, via spliceosome
Molecular function (GO): DNA-binding transcription factor activity
Source: RefSeq, a predicted model, not a curated record